Molecule: messenger RNA, 2442 nt
Organism: Histoplasma capsulatum G186AR
Lineage: Eukaryota; Fungi; Ascomycota; Eurotiomycetes; Onygenales; Ajellomycetaceae
Product: G1/S regulator
Exons: 3
Coding region: 1-2031 (676 amino acids)
Biological process (GO): regulation of cell cycle phase transition; positive regulation of nuclear cell cycle DNA replication
Cellular component (GO): nucleus; Dbf4-dependent protein kinase complex
Molecular function (GO): zinc ion binding; protein serine/threonine kinase activator activity; nucleic acid binding
Source: RefSeq, a predicted model, not a curated record
AUGUCAAACCGCCGGACUCCCCUGGUCAACGUCCCCAAUGGCACCAACUCUCCGCAUCGAGGUACUAUUACCUCCGUGAAGCGAACACUCCCCGGUAACUGCCAGACAGAUGUGUGUUAUAUGCAGCCUCCGCCAAAGAAGCAGAUGCUUGAGAAAAAUGGAGUCGACCUGAAUAACAAAUCUCCACGAAAGCUGGCGGUGGCCAGUAGAGAAGGGAAGGUGUUUACGCGCAAGAAUACCAAUUCCCAACCCUCUGCAUUCGAAAGGAAACUUGUUGCAGCGAGGGAUAGGGACAGGGCCAACAAUUCUCGAGGAGCUAAAUAUGAUAGGGCUGGGGGAGAGACUUUGGAUAGUAUUCGUCAGUGGCAGAAGCACUAUCGCAAGGCGUUUCCUCAGUUUGUAUUUUACUUCGAAAGUAUCCCCGAGGACGUCAGGAACAAGUGUUCAAGGCAGAUCAUGGCCCUUGGUGCUACGGAGGAGAAAUUCUUUUCCAAGGUCGUUACACAUGUAGUCACUGCCCGUCCAAUUCCGCCCGCAAUCGAUUCCCCCAAUCACACAGAGCCCUCUGCCGGAGAAGCUCCAUUGAACCAACAAAAUGCGGACGGAUCCAUCCAAACUGUUGACCCGUCACUUCUGGAGAAGAAUUUCGAAACAACCCAUCUCAAUCACGGAGUAGGGAGGCCCAGGAAAACACCCGACAAGCGCGUCGGACAGGAGGGCGAUCCAAAACGGGAUAAUAAGGAUAUUUUAUAUAGGGCAAGGCAGAUGAAUAUGAAGAUAUGGGCCCUGGAAAAAUUACAGCGUGUGAUAUCUACGAUGAACGAUGGUGAAAGUACUUCUACCCACGGCCAUUACACGCGUAGCAAUGGCACGGUAUCCGGUGCUGGAAGGGGAAGGGCAGAAACCGAUUUAUCCCAGGUUCUCCGAAACGAACGUCUGAAUGGACCUGUAGAUCGAGACACUAUCUUGGCAUCAAAGGAAAUUAUUCCCUUCAAAGGUCCAUUUAUAUAUGUCCAUGAUUACGAAGAGAAGACACGACCAGUCAUGGUUCGCGAGUAUCCCAAGGUCGCCAGAGGGCAGGAUGGAGCAUGGCCACAGUUUCGGAGUGCUGCGUUGGGUAAAUGCCCAUUUAUCGAUGAGCCGCCAGCCAAAAAAGAAUCGGAGAAGCGAAAAGGUGCCGCUAGUCAGACAAGAGAUGAAAAGCCUGCUGCGAAGGAGAAAUCUACGACUACGACGGAGAUGAAGAUGAUGCAACCUCCAGAACGCUCUGUGGAGAAGCGAGCUUUGCAAGAUGUACAGGGAGGCGUGAGCCAAACAAUUACACGACAAGAACCUACACCAGCUCCAAAGCGGAUUGAGACUCUUUUAAUGCUGCCGGCAAAGCCGGCCUCCCCUCGUAGCAAAGGAUUUGAAGCAUUUCCUGGCGCGAAAGCUGCUCUCGCCACAUAUUUAGCCCGAGAGCCGGCAGCUUCUGGGGUCCAGCCAUCAAACAUCACUUCAGCAAUCAGAUCUCAGAUUGUAUCCUCUACAGCAGCUGCCCCUGGAGCGAAGGCAGGAACAAGUAAAGAGGUACACGGGUUAAAAAGGAAAGUUCUGGAGAAGGGAAACAGUACCCUAUCAACGAAUGGAAAUGGGAUCCCGUCUUCGCACAGAAUGGCGGACAUUGCUGGUGCUCUUAAAGCGUCUAGGGCUCCAGUGACAAGAGCAGCGAAGAGUAAGGCCACUGGCAAUGUCAAUCAGAUCGACGAAGACGGCACCACCCAAUCGGAAGAUGAGAUGGUUCAGAAGCUCCACGAUCCCGGUAGGAAGAAUACUAGCACGGUACGAUCGAGGCAGAAGAAGCGUGAUCCGAAGCCAGGAUACUGCGAAAAUUGUCGUGACAAGUUCGAGGAUUUUGAAGAGCACAUAAUGACGAGAAAGCAUCGCAAGUUCGCAUUGACCUCAUCGAACUGGGUUGAACUAGAUGCACUACUUCACUCUCUCGAGCGCCCUCGCAAGCGGUACUUACCCCCGGAUGAAGAUAAUUGGUGAAAACAAGAACUCACCUGGUUUAAAACACAAUGUACAUGCAUUCCCGGGCUUCUGUUCCUUUGUUGAUUGAAGGGGAUUUUUUUGGUGUUUAUUAGAGGAAGAUAAUCUAGCGUGUAUCCAGCUUGUUUGUUGUGUCUCCCCAUUCGCUUCGUAAUCCUCCUCUCGUCUAAUCAUUAUUACUUGACCAAGCGCAGUACACCGAUAAGGUAGAUUCAACGUCUUCAUUUUCAAUCCCUCAAUCCACUCCCCCCUUCCUUCUUUCUUGGGAUGUGCAUAUAACACCAGCACACGAUACUUCAUGUUCUUUACUCGCCGCGAUAUCUGCGGCUGUUACUCUUGUUCCCGUCCAUCAUGACACUUGAUAAAUAUCUCGAAUCACCUGGUAUCGAAUCUGUGGAAUAAUGUGCCAUC